This is a messenger RNA of Nerophis lumbriciformis (worm pipefish), 5163 nucleotides long. The record is from RefSeq and is a predicted model, not a curated record. Lineage: Eukaryota; Metazoa; Chordata; Actinopteri; Syngnathiformes; Syngnathidae.
AUGUCGACGAGCAGUCCCGAGGCGGUGAAGAAACUGCUGGAGAACAUGCAGACCGACCUGCGCUCGCUUUCCAUGGAGUGCAAGAAGAAAUUCCCUCCAGUCAAAGAGGCGGCCGAGUCUGGCAUCGUGAAGAUUAAGACAAUUGCAGCCAGGAAUACCGACAUACUGGCUGCUCUCAAGGAGAAUAGCUCUGAAGUCGUGCAGCCUUUUCUGAUGGGCUGUGGCACCAAAGAGCCCAAAAUUACCCAACUGUGUCUGGCUGCUAUCCAGAGGCUCAUGUCCCAUGAGGUGGUCUCCGAGGCGGCGGCCGGCAACAUCAUCAACAUGCUGUGGCAGCUGAUGGAAAAUAGUUUGGAGGAGUUGAAGCUUCUACAGACUGUGUUGGUCCUGCUCACUACAAACACAGUGGUCCACGAUGAAGUACUUUCAAAGGCCAUUGUGCUUUGUUUCCGCCUCCACUUCACCAAGGACAACAUCACCAACAACACCGCGGCCGCCACCGUCCGGCAAGUGGUUACAGUGGUUUUUGAGAGGAUGGUGGCCGAGGACGAGCGAUUUAAAGGUAUUGUGGAGCAUCCCCCUCCUGUUCAGGGCAAUACCAACAGGCGGUCUGUCACCACCCUGAGGCCAAGUGCUAAAGAUGCUUAUAUGCUCUUCCAGGACCUGUGUCAGCUAGUAAAUGCCGAUGCCCCCUACUGGCUAGUGGGGAUGACAGAGAUGACGCGGACAUUUGGCCUGGAGCUGCUGGAGUCCGUUCUCAACGAUUUUCCUGGUGUAUUUCUGCAGCACCCGGAGUUCAGCUUCUUGUUGAAGGAACGGGUGUGUCCGCUCGUCAUCAAGCUCUUCUCCCCCAACAUCAAGUUCCGCCAGGGGAGCAAUAGUGCUGCCUCUCCAGCCCCUGUGGAAAAGCCCUAUUUCCCCAUUUGCAUGCGACUGCUGCGUGUGGUCUCGGUGCUCAUCAAGCACUUCUACACUCUGCUGGUAACAGAGUGUGAGAUCUUCUUGUCUCUGUUAGUGAAGUUUCUGGAUGGAGAAAAGCCUCAGUGGCUGAGAGCUGUUGCUGUGGAGUCGGUACACAGGUUGUGUGUGCAGCCGCAUUUAUUACGUUCAUUCUGCCAAUCAUAUGACAUGAAGCAGCACUCCACCAAGGUGUUCAGAGACAUCGUCAAUGCCCUUGGCUCCUUUAUCCAGUCCCUCUUCAUCGUACCUUAUGUGGGCAACGCUUCAGCUGUCAGCGCACCAGCUGGGUUAACCGACUUUUAUUUAGGCGGUUCCGGUUCAGGCCCACCGGGAAUGGCUCACGGUGGUCCAGGCCCAGGAGUCGGUGGUGGCACCCUAACUACCCAGGCUGCAUUCGAGUACCGCGGAACCUGGAUCCCCCUCAUGAAUGUCAGUGCUCAGGGCAGCGCCAAGGCCACUUACCUGGAAAUGUUAGAUAAAGUGGAGCCGCCUGCCAUCCCUGAGGGAUAUGCAAUGUCGGUGGCCUUCAGUGCCCUACUUGACCUGGUCCGAGGUAUUACGACCAUGAUUGAAAAGGAGUUGGCUAUGGAAGAGGAGGCGGCCGCUGAAUUCAGGGAGGCUCAACCUGAUCGCGAGUGGCAGCCGCCGACUGGUGAGAAGUUCUGUUCUCAUCUAGUGUGGGAGGAGAUGGUCAGUGGAUGCUGGUGCGGUCUUCUCGCUGCCUUAUCGCUGCUACUUGACGCCAGUACGGAUGAGACUGCCACAGAGAACAUCCUAAAGGCUGAGCUGUCCAUGGCUUCUCUAUGCGGCCGCCUUGGCUUGGUAACGCCACGCGACGCCUUCAUCACAGCUUUCUGCAAAGCUUCUCUGCCACCGCACUAUGCGCUGACCGUUCUCAGCAGCAACGCCGCUAAUCUUUCCAACAAAGCCUACUCAAUCCAGGGCCAGAGUGUGCAGAUCAUCAGCCCCUCCAGUGAGUCUCAUCAGCAGGUGGUGGCCGUCGGGCAGCCUCUCAGUGCCCAACCGCAAGGAACUGUUGUGCUGACGGCCAAGAACAUUCAGUGCAUGCGGACCCUGUUGAACCUGGCCCACUGCCACGGCGCCGUGCUGGGCACCUCCUGGCAGCUGGUACUGGCCACACUACAGCAUUUAGUGUGGAUCCUGGGAUUGAAGCCAAGCGUAGGUGGUGCCCUCAAACCUGGCAGAGCCGUAGAAGGACCCAGUACGGUUCUGACCACAGCUGUGAUGACUGACUUGCCCGUCAUUGCCAACAUCCUGUCCAGGCUUUUUGAGAGUUCCCAGUACUUGGAUGAUGUUUCUCUUCAUCAUUUGAUCAAUGCUCUGUGUUCUCUCUCACUGGAAGCUAUGGAAAUGGCCUACGGGACCAACAAGGAGCCGUCCCUGUUUGCUGUAGCCAAGCUUCUAGAAACUGGGUUAGUGAACAUGGAUCGUAUCGAGAUUCUGUGGAGGCCUCUGACGGGACACUUAUUGGAGGUCUGCCAGCACCCAAACGCCAGGAUGAGAGAGUGGGGGGCUGAGGCUUUGACGGCCCUCAUCAAAGCUGGCCUAGACUACAAGCACGAGCCGCCACUUAGCCAGAAUCAGCGACUGCAGCUUCUUCUGCUAAACCCCCUGAAGGAGUUGUCCAACGUGCUACAUGCAGACAUCCGACAGAAGCAGCUGGAGAGCGUCCUGCAAAUUCUCCAGAGCCAGGGUGACAGUCUGGGCCCUGGCUGGCCCCUCGUCUUGGGUGUCAUAGGAGCUAUCCGCAACGAUCAAGGUGAGUCGUUGAUCCGAACAGCCUUCCAGUGCCUGCAGUUGGUGGUGACAGACUUCCUCCCCACCAUGCCUUGCACGUGCCUCCAGAUCGUAGUGGAUGUAGCCGGAAGUUUCGGCCUACAGAAUCAGGAGCUUAACAUCAGCCUCACCUCUAUCGGCCUGCUGUGGAAUAUUUCCGACUACUUCUUCCAAAGGGGGGAAGCUAUCACAAAAGAGUUGGAAAGGGAAGAAGAGGUCCAACAGAAACAGGCCCGAGAGAAAGGAGAGACUCUAAACAGGCCUUUCCACCCCGCCCCUCCCUUCGACUGCCUUUGGCUGUGCCUGUAUGCCAAGUUAGGCGAACUAUGCGUUGAUCCAAGACCUGCUGUGCGUAAAAGCGCCGGGCAGACGUUGUUUUCCACAAUUGCUGCGCAUGGGACCUUGCUACAUCAGCCAACAUGGCAUAUUGUGGUCUGGAAGGUGUUGUUUCACUUGCUGAACUGCGUCAGAACAUCGUCCACCACAGCGGACAAGGAGAAGAUUGAGUCAGGCGGCGGGAAUAUUCUUAUUCACCACUCGCGUGACACAGCAGAGAAACAGUGGGCUGAGACUUGGGUGCUGACUUUGGCUGGAGUUGCCCGCAUUUUUAAUACCAGGCGCUACCUCCUCCAAAAUUUAGGUGACUUCUUCGAGGCCUGGGAAGUUCUCCUGACUCACAUCCAGUCAGCUGCUCUCAGCAAGAACAACGAAGUCUCCCUCGCUGCUCUCAAAAGCUUUCAAGAAAUCCUACAGAUUGUUACACCCGUGAAAGACUCAGACAAAGCAGCCGACGCAUUCGCCGCUAUGGGGGUCCCGCCCGUCCUCAUCGAUCCCCUCUCAGCGUCCGGUCCGGGCAGACCGCUGGUGCGUUCCGAUUCUCUCGUUGAGCGGCUAACGUGCUACAACGGGGCUGAACUGCAGGCCCCUCCGCCGGGGGAGGAGUCAGCUUUGGAGGACUUAGCUUUGUGGUGGUCCGCAUGGAAUACGUGGUACCGUACUGGAACAGACAGCACCAGGCCCCCUAGUGGGCACAACGAGAAACUCUCCUUCAUCCCCAGCCAACCCUUCCUCACGGCGCUCAUCCAGAUUUUCCCAGCGCUGUACCAGCACAUCAAAGCCAAUUUCAGCAUGGAUGACCUGAAGAAGCUCGGCGUGAUCCUCCACGGUGCCGUAUCAGUGCCCAUUAGCAGCGAUGCCUCCCCGUUCAUCUUGCCUUCUUACACCGAGGCCGUGCUCACCAGCUUGCAGGAAGCUGUGCUCACUGCUUUGGAUGUUUUACAAAAGGCCAUCUGUGUAGGCCCGGAGAACCUGCAGGUCAUGUACCCGGCCAUCUUUGAACAGCUGCUACUCUUUGUGGAGUUCUCCUGCAAACCUCCGCAGUACGGCAGAAUGGAAACCAAACACGUGGCCAAUGCCAAAUACAACCAGAUCCAGCUCUUUGCGCCGGCGGAGUGGGUUGCCUUAAACUACGUGCCCUUUGCUGAGCGCUCCCUAGAAGUGCUGGUGGAGCUGUACCAUAAAACGGCAUGCCACAAGGCAGUCAUCAACGAGAAGGUCCUGCAGAGCAUUAUUAAGACGCUGAGAAUGCCUCUUGGUUUGAAAUAUGCGUGUCCAUCCGAGAGCACCUGGAAAUUGGCCGUUUCCUCCUUGCUGAAGGUUCUGUCAAUUGGACUCCCAGUGGCUCGCCAGCACUCCUCAUCUGGGAAGUUUGAAACCAUGUGGCCCGAGCUGGCCAAUGCCUUCGAAGAUUUUCUUUUUACCAGAAGCUCGCCUCCCGAUAACUUGUCCAUUCAAGAAUUUCAGAAGAAUGAAGCCAUUGAUGUGGAGGUGGUCCAGCUGAUUAGCACGGAGAUUUUACCCUUUGCUAAUUUCAUCCCCAAAGACUUUGUGGGUCAGAUCAUGGCUAUGCUCAACAAAGGCUCCAUCCACUCACAGUCGCCUUCAUUCACAGAAGCAGAGAUCGACAUGCGCAUGAGAGAGGAGUUUUCCAAGGUGUGCUUCGAGACGCUGCUCCAGUUUUCCUUCAGCAACAAGGCGUCAACGCCGCAGGAAGGCUUCAUCUCGCGCAUGGCUCUCUCCGUGCUGCUUAAGCGCUCCCAGGACGUCCUGCAGCGCUACGUCGAGGACGAGCGAUUGAGCGGACGCUGCCCCUUGCCCAGGCAGCAAGUGACGGAGAUCAUUUUUGUCUUAAAGGCCAUCAGUACGUUGAUGGACUCACUGAAGAAGACCCAGCCUGAAAACGUGGACGACAACACGUGGGCUCAGGUGAUCGCUUUGUACCCCACUCUGGUGGAGUGCAUCACUUGCUCGUCCUCUGAGGUGAGCUCAGCUCUGAAGGAGGCCCUGGGGCCCUUUAAGGACUUCAUGCAGCCCCCCGCUCCCAGAGUCCAAAAUGGAGACUCAUGA